Molecule: messenger RNA, 186 nt
Organism: Ostertagia ostertagi
Lineage: Eukaryota; Metazoa; Nematoda; Chromadorea; Rhabditida; Trichostrongylidae
Source: the annotation of a GenBank genome assembly
AUGAUGGAACACGAGACUCUAACCAUAGCUGGUAUCUCCUACAAACAGACCAGACGGAUUAUGAGUGCAGAAGGGAUGAACCCGUUACUCACAGUUACCAGACCGACGCCUGCAGGAUUGUUACGACAGCAAACAAAUAUGAAAGUGAUCUAUGGUGGUUACGUCAAACAUUUCACAAACCGCUAA